Messenger RNA from Penicillium argentinense, 2640 nucleotides. Its product is annotated as mRNA-binding ubiquitin-specific protease UBP3. Gene Ontology annotation, molecular function: cysteine-type endopeptidase activity; cysteine-type deubiquitinase activity. Gene Ontology annotation, cellular component: cytosol; nucleus. Bases 1 to 2640 code for a protein of 879 amino acids. The record is from RefSeq and is a predicted model, not a curated record. The transcript is spliced from 2 exons. NCBI's taxonomy places the organism in Eukaryota, Fungi, Ascomycota, Eurotiomycetes, Eurotiales, Aspergillaceae. Gene Ontology annotation, biological process: protein deubiquitination.
AUGAACCAUCACAUGGCCCAGUUGCCCCACGGGCAGCCACCAAUGCCGCAGUCGCGCCGGCGACAGGACUUUCCCUUCAACCAUGGCCAUCCCAACAUGAACUCUCCGCCGUACAUGGGUUAUCCCCCACACAUGAAUGGCAUAAACGGUAUGAACGCCAUGGGCGGUAUGGGCGGCAUGAACGGCAUGGGCAUGAAUGGCAUGAACGGCCACAUGCCUCCUACAUAUUCUCAGCAGUUUCAGCCUUGGUACCCGCCUUAUGGCCAAAUGCAAUACCCUCCCCGACCCUAUCAACCACAACCACCUUACGGGCCCAUGAUUGUGUCCUCCUAUCCACCUUCACAGCCGAUUAUGGCGCCCAACCACAUGCCACCUCACUCGAUGCCGAUGCAGCCGCGGGCCGCGACACCCUUGCAGCCAGUAAUGUCUCCUUCGGUCCAUGCCAAUCCUCUUCCCGCCGAGCUCCAGGACCUCUCGGGCCCUAGCCCUCUUAAUAACAUCCCCGCCGCGCCUCCUUCUCCAAUCCACAAGGAACCCGAGGCCCCCCCUCCAUUUGUUCCACCGCUUCCUUGGCUUUCCGUCCCUGAGCAGCCAUUUCCGCCUCGGCGCCAGACCAAACGCCGACCCACUCGCCAGCUGUCGUCGGAUGUCGAGUUUCCGCUGAAGGAUGGCCAAUGGUUCAUUGGAGAAAAGCCCGCUGAGGAGAAGAAGGCAAAGCCUGAGGAUUCGACUGCUAAUAUCACUUCUGGAUCUCAAACCCCCACCAUCUCUGCCCCUCAGCCGGCUGCAGACCCGACUACGAACUCACCUUCGCCGAAACCAACGGCUUUUUCACCUACCAUCAACAAGGGUCAGACUGAACAAAAGAGCACAAAGCCUGCGAUUCCCGUGGUUCCGGUUGUCCCUAAUGUUCCAGGAACCCCUCGCCGCCAAGCGAACAAGGAUACUAGCACCUCCAGUGUCGGCUCUGAAACCCCCAAAUCGAGUGCUGCGGGCACAACAGACACCGAGCAAACCUCCUCCCCCUCUACCGAAACCUCGACCAAGGCAGCCUCACCUGCUCGUGCUCCCCCGAAAUCCUGGGCAGACCUGGUGCGCUCUAAAGCCGCCGCAGCCGCAGCCGCAGCUGCUGGUCGCCCUACCAGUGCCCCCGUCGCCGCCGAGUCCGGCGCACCCCUUGUUCAGAAGAGCGAGUCCCUUGGAGAUGUCUUGGGCAGCCUCGGUGAAGACGUCUCUCAAUACAGUGAUAAGAUCGGCUUCCUCGAGCCUCGAGGACUAGUCAACACUGGAAACAUGUGCUACAUGAACUCUGUCCUACAAAUCCUCGUCUCUUGUGUCCCAUUCUACCAAUUCCUCGAUUAUGUUGGUCGUCGCGCUGUCCACAGCUUCCAGAGCGAUGUGCCCCUGAUCGACUCACUGAUCAUGUUCAUGAGGGAGUUCCGGGUAAUUGACGCUGCGACUUCGGAGGACCAGCUGCGACUCCGCCUCAAGCCAACUGAGCUCGAGCAAUAUGGCGAGUCCUUUGUCCCCGAGUUUGUGUACGAGAUGAUUCGCCAGCUGCCGCGAUUCAGGGACAUGCGCCGAGGGCACCAGCAAGAUGCGCAGGAGUUCCUCGGCUUCCUGCUCGAGGAACUACACGAAGAAUGUGACCGUGCUGCGAAGCACACCUCGAAGAACGCAGCCUCUGAAGAAUCCACCGAUGGCUCCGCUGAUGGAUGGCUGGAAGUCGGUGCUAAACAGAAGUCGGCAGUGACCCAGUCAUCCGGCGCUGUCGCCACCGAGUCGCCCGUCACCAGAAUCUUCGGAGGCAAGUUGCGCUCUGAGUUCAAGGUACCAGGCAAUAAGACUUCUGUCACCAUGGAACCCUAUCAGCCUCUGCAGCUCGACAUCGGCGCACCCGAUGUUCAUAACAUUAUCGACGCACUUCGUGGCCUGACCAAGCCUGAGAGCAUUCAAGGCGACUUCAAUUCCUCCCGCGGUCCGAAUGUCACUGCAACCAAGCAGAUGUUCAUUGAGACCCUUCCACCCGUCCUCAUCCUUCACCUUAAACGCUUCCAGUAUGAUAGUCUUACAGGCGCUACGCAAAAGAUCUGGAAGAAGGUGGGAUAUCCCCUCGAUCUGGAGAUCCCCCGCGAGGUCUUCCCCGCACACCGCCGCAACGCCAUGAAUGCCCAAGGCGGUCUCCCUAAGUAUCGCCUUAUGGGAGUAAUCUAUCACCACGGAAAGAACGCCAGUGGUGGUCACUACACGGUUGAUGUCCGCCGCCAGGAUGGCCGCGAGUGGAUCCGCAUGGACGAUACGGUCCUCCGCCGCGUGCGCAGUGAAGACGUUGCCGAAGCCGGGGGUGAAGAAGACCCCAAGGUCCUUGCUGCUGCUCUUGAGCAGCACAACAAGCAAGACAAGAAUGCCCGCGCAAACAUCUUCGAGAACAUCGACCAGGAUGAGAUGGACUCGAUGGAUAGCGACAAGGGCUGGAGCCAGGUCAAUGGCCACGGCUCCACCAACGGACAUACCAAGAAGUCCGUCAACGGAGCGGCACCUUCGUCGGGUCCUUCGUCUGGGGUUCGCACUCCCCUGGGACGAUAUGGCUCCCGCGACAACAAGGUCGCAUACCUCCUUUUCUACCAGCGCAUGGCAUGA